UCGAGGUCCACAGUUCUCGUUCAACAUAGAAGUUCCUCGAACUCAGGAGAGCAGACUUCUCGGCAUCAAAGACCGCAUAAAGAUGGCCAAAGGCUCGUUGAAUCUUACAAAAGCGACGACAAGCACACAGAAUGCAGAUUUGAUGGAAGCUCUUCUGUUAGCUUUUGAGGAGAAAAUUGAGAGGAAAUGACUGACAUCGAGCGAUCUGAGCUUAUCAUCAACGGGAAGUCCGAAAUACACCAUCCACAACUGCACGGUUUUCAAUUCCUUCAGCUUCUUCCACUCCAUCUUCGCGUAUUUCUUUGCCUUUUGCUGAUCCUUUUUCUCCAAUUUCUCCUCCAAGCAGAACGUACGCCACAAAGAAUGCAAAUCACUGCAUCUUCAGCAGAGAACGACUCCUUAUAUCUCUGCAGUGAAGAAUCUCCGCGAACUCUGUUUUCUUUUUUCUCUAAUACGCUAACGACAUCAUGUUUUUAUUGUGGAAAACCCCUCGGUUGUGAGUCACUUGUCUUCAAUCGACAGAGUCAUGUAGUGUCAGUGACAAUUUCAUGUGUUGGUGGAGAUUCUUUCAAGUGGCUCUCCUCCCCUAUCAUGGGAGGAUCUCCUCCAAAGUACUAUGUAAAUUUGAGAUUGGUUCAUGGAGUAUUGUCCUGUGGCUUGACAGAGACAGAAUACACAAGUUUCUGUCAAGCAGUCAACAUCGGGUCAGAGGGAGAAAAGACCUCCAACACAGCAGUCUUGAAAAAGCUCAGUUACUUGACAGUCGUGAAGAGGGUCUCCAAUGAGUCGAUGUUGGCUGCUCAAGAACAAGUGAAGAGUAACCCUGCAUAUGCUGUGAAUGGAGAGGACCAAAAAGGUGUUAGCAGUUGUCAACUGGAGUAGGGCCAAUGAAACUUCAGCAGUAAGCCGUGAGGUCCCUAUGACAAAAGAGCUGCUGACUUAUCUCUCUGAGACACAAGGUGCAAAGUCUGUGACUAAAGCAAUGAAGGAAGUUGCCUCAGGGGCCCAGAGGGAUGAGGGCUCAAAGUGGUUUUUUGAAUUGUUCGACAAAGUGAAAAGUACAAGGACUCUUGUGUACUUCUGCAUGAAGAACAGUCCACCCAAUGAAGAAGAAUUUCAGGGUACACUGUUGAAUGUAGUUGACCAUUACCAGGGAAAUCAUGUCAGAUGCCAUGCGGAGUCACGGUGCAAGCAGAAUGGCUAUGUGAUGAGCAAAAAACUUUUAACUAAACCUGAAGUAGUAGCUGCAUGCAGGGAAGCCAUUAUGGGCACUUCAAUUUAUAGGCAUGCAUCGGACUACAUGCGGUGCAGGGAAACAUAUUGGAUUGAGUCUCUCCAUUCAGUGAUGCUCAUUUAUGCUGCAAAGCGGAUUCAUUAUGGGGAUGACACA
This is a messenger RNA of Pocillopora verrucosa, 1390 nucleotides long. The record is from RefSeq and is a predicted model, not a curated record. Lineage: Eukaryota; Metazoa; Cnidaria; Anthozoa; Scleractinia; Pocilloporidae.